CUGAGAUGGAUCCGAUAACUCAGCUUCUCAUUGUAAUAGCAUUCGUAUCCAUCGGAAUCCUCUUCUCCCCCGAAACAUCCCGUUCAGGAUCCGACGGUGGAUAUUCUUCCACGAUAUCAACUUUGAUUAAACUGGCCCACCUAUUGAGCUUUUCUAUUGCAUGGGGUGCAGCUGUUUGGGGAGUACUGAUUGGAGGCAUUAUCAUGUUCUGGAAUCUCCCAAGACAUCAGUUUGGGAAUCUGCGGAGCAAAAUAUUUCCAGUGUAUUUCUUGACGGCCACUGCAUGCAGCGUGAUUUCGACUAUAACAUUCGCUUAUGACAAUUCAUGGAGAUUGAUGGAGGAGAAAGAGAAGCUUCAGCUCCUCCUCCUCUUAUCUUCGUUCGGUUUCAAUGUCAUGAAUCUCUUUGUGUUUGUGCCGAUGACGAUUGAGAUGAUGGAUGAUGGGCAGGUGAUGAGGAAGAGGCACAAGGUGGAGAGAGAAGAAGACAUUGGAGAGGAAGUGGGAUGGUGGAAGAACAGGCUAGUAGCCAAGCACAACCCUAACCUGGCAGCCCUGAACAAGACAUUUGCAGUUGUCCAUGGGUUUGCCGCGCUUGCGACCAUUGCAUCAGUAAGCAGCCUCGCCAUGUACUCAUGGUACUUGGCUUCCAAAAUUCAUUUCUAAUAUAUAUAUAUAUAUAUAUAU
Molecule: messenger RNA, 686 nt
Organism: Magnolia sinica
Lineage: Eukaryota; Viridiplantae; Streptophyta; Magnoliopsida; Magnoliales; Magnoliaceae
Exons: 3
Coding region: 6-665 (219 amino acids)
Source: RefSeq, a predicted model, not a curated record